Molecule: messenger RNA, 1449 nt
Organism: Cylindrotheca closterium
Lineage: Eukaryota; Bacillariophyta; Bacillariophyceae; Bacillariales; Bacillariaceae
Source: the annotation of a GenBank genome assembly
AUGAGUGAUUGGUCUACGCUUCCACCACCGGAAAUAUCAGCAAAACAAUGCCAAAAACUCACUGAUAAGUACUUUGAGAAAGGUGUGCCUUUGGCAGGACGUCCUAUGAUGAUUCCCUUCACCAAACAAGCCUUUUUAAUGGGUGAACUGCAACCUGUGACAACACGAAACUCGGAAAGUGGAAAUCGUACCAUAGAACACGUCCAAGUCCGCCCUGGGAAGGAAAAAAAGCUUCAAAUCUUAUCCACAAAUGAUGCCAAACAAUGGCUACUUAAAAAGGCCCAACCAGCGCUAACAAAACCCCCCGUAACAGCUCCAGUAACCCAGAAACCAACACAAUCCUCCACGUUUGCCAAACAAACACAGUCUCAGACGUCCAACAACACCUCAGCGUCACCAUCAAGCUCUAAAAGGUCAAUUCCGCAAAGCAAGAGCCAACAGGCAGCUGCGCCAAUACCAUUUCAUCCGACCAUGGUGGAAAUUCACGAGGAAUUCAACGAAGACGGCACUCAAACCAAAGGUGAUGUCGUGAAUGUUUCCUCAGAGUUCCAAGCUCUGAUGGAUAAGAUUGGACAGGGGGAUACAAUGAGCUUUCCACAAGGUACUGAUAUGAGUGGUGAGACGAAGGAAGAGCAACCAGAAAAUGGCAGUGAUGAAGAAAUGAUUACAAUAGACUACGACGACACCCCGCAAAAGCAAUUAUCAGAUCCUGAAUACGACCAACUCGCCCAACGCUUGGACGAAUUGGCAAGAUUGGAAGAAUCAGAGAAUCAAAGACUUCAGGAAGGAACAAGUAAUAGUAAGCUGAAGGCGCAACGAGCUGCCGGCAACAAAAAGAAGAAUUCAAGUGGCAGUGGAGGCUGGAACAAGGGAUUUCUGAAUCAACCCAAGAAGAACAAGUCUGCCCAGAAGCGUGCAACUACCCGGACUCAAUCCAACUCUACCAAGAAUAGUCAAUCCUCUGGUCAAGCGGCUGCUGGAACUUCCAGCAAGAGCGAAGUGCUACCAAUUCCCACUUCACCAGAGUCUCAAAUCCCACAAUCCACUCCAGCAGCCGAAACGACUCCAUUGCCACCCGCCACAACAGGAGGUGUCGCAUUCGACUUGUCACAAAACCAAGUCCAAGAAAUUCCAUCGCUUCCUGGUACUCGACCUUUGCCACCUCGAAACAAUGUUUCGAUGCCACCCAACCAAGCUGAACCUACAGUCGACGAAACUACACGAAUUAUGAACUCCACUGCCUUUUCAGGGGUUGUACAAGAACGGCCGACUGUUUCCGUAGCACCCGAGGGUGAACAGAUACAGGAAACCAAUACCAUUCAAGAACGAAGCGCACCACCCCAGAGCAAGUUUCGACGCAGACGACAACAGCAACAACAAAUGCAACAAAAACCACAAGAUCAAUCAAAGAAGAAGCUAUCUCGAUUUGCUCAAGAACGAAUGGGAUAA